Molecule: messenger RNA, 1116 nt
Organism: Phalaenopsis equestris
Lineage: Eukaryota; Viridiplantae; Streptophyta; Magnoliopsida; Asparagales; Orchidaceae
Product: ras-related protein RABF2b-like
Exons: 7
Coding region: 68-682 (204 amino acids)
Molecular function (GO): GTPase activity; GTP binding
Source: RefSeq, a predicted model, not a curated record
CAAAUUACGCCGCGAUUUCCUUCUUUUUUGUUCCUUUUCUUCUCUACAGUUUCUGAUUCUCGAGGUAAUGGCGUCGGCAGUUGAAAACAAGGUCAAAAAUGCCAAAUUGGUACUUUUAGGAGAUGUUGGAACCGGCAAGUCAAGUAUAGUCUUGCGCUUUGUUAAAGGUCAAUUUGUUGAAUUCCAGGAAUCAACAAUUGGGGCAGCGUUUUUUUCACAGACUUUGGCAGUUAAUGAUCAAACUGUGAAAUUUGAGAUUUGGGAUACUGCUGGACAGGAGAGAUAUCAUAGUUUGGCUCCAAUGUAUUAUAGGGGAGCCGCAGCGGCUAUAAUUGUGUAUGAUGUAACGAAUGCGGCCACUUUCAUUCGUGCAAAGAAGUGGGUCCAGGAGCUCCAAGCCCAAGGUAACAUAAACACUGUCAUGGCUUUAGCUGGUAACAAAGCUGAUCUUGUAGAAGCCAGACAAGUAACUGCUGAGGAAGCCCAAGCUUAUGCCCAGGAAAAUGGUCUUUUCUUCUUGGAAACUUCUGCAAAAACAGCAAAAAAUGUCAAUGAUGUUUUCUAUGAAAUUGCUAAAAGGUUUCUUCAAUCUCAAGCUCAGCAGCAGCAGAACGCCAAUGGGAUGACCUUAACGGAUACAACAGCUAACAGGACCAUAACCUCAUCCUCUUGUUGUUCUUGAGAUCUCUGAAACACAUCAUUUGAACAGCCCCACAAAUCUUCACAUCCCCUCUCAUCACCCCUCAUUCUUUCAUAAAACCAUGACUAUGUAUAUAAAACUGAAAAUUUCUUCUAUUAUUGAUCAAUGAGAUGGGAUACUUUCUGAGCUUAUUAUUCCUGUAAGAUGUUACAGUAACAGAAGCUUCUGUAUGAGUGAAUUUGUUUUGAUUAAUAUUGUUUAUCAGUCAUAGUUGGUCAAAUGUUCAUUGUUCAUGUGAACUUGUUGGGUUUACAGUGUGGAAUUGUCAGAAUGGGAAGAACUUAAGGAUGUAGCAAAGGUUAGUAAAUUGAGAGUGUUUAGGCUUCAUUUGGAACCUUGUUGUUACAGUUUUCUUCUUCUACAGCAUUGUAUUGUAUGAUGGUGUUUAUUUCUGCAUUAAAUAUUUUAUGGUUAUG